Molecule: messenger RNA, 2907 nt
Organism: Pararge aegeria (speckled wood butterfly)
Lineage: Eukaryota; Metazoa; Arthropoda; Insecta; Lepidoptera; Nymphalidae
Product: arginine/serine-rich coiled-coil protein 2
Exons: 10
Coding region: 124-1149 (341 amino acids)
Source: RefSeq, a predicted model, not a curated record
UCCACCAUAUUGUUUUUCUUAUCAAUAAAUGUUGUGAUUGUUCAACGUUGUAAUUAUUGGGUGCUGUGUAGUAAUCAUUUACUUAAUCUAAGAUAGCAUUUUUUAGUUUGAAAAGGUUGAAAUAUGGAUUCCCUAGUUGGCUACGGGAGCGACGACGAUGGUGAAUGUGGUCGUUACGGUUACCAGCCAUCGGGUGGUGGCGACAGCGGCGCGCGUCGCCGGGAGGACGACACCAACUAUGACGAUGUGAACAUGGACAUGAGUGAGGAGUCCCAGAGCGCCGAGUCGGAGCCCGAGCUGCCGCCCGCAGCGCCGGCCGCGCCGUCCGUGCCGCGCCACCCCGUCGCGGACGACGAGCGCGACAAUAGCCGCGAGCGAGACCGCUCUCGCUCGGCGGACGGGCGCGACAACCGGCGCGAGCGCGACCGUGACAGACCCCGCGAGCGCGAGCGACUGUCGCGGGAACGCCGCUCUCCGCGACGCGACGAGCGCAGUCGGCCGCCGCGCCGCGGCUUGCUGGGCGACCGGCCCGACGAGCGAGCAGACGGCCGGGCCCGCGACGCCCGCGACGCCGCGUCGCCCAGGUUCGCGGAGGCGCGCGAGCGCAGGGACCGCGAGCGGGGCGCGCGCGCCGCCCGGCGCCCGGACGAGGACAGGGAGCGGCGAGGGUCGCCGUCUUCGGCCGACUACCGCCACUCCUCCUACAAAGUGAACAAGAAGCUGGACGUUAUGGAGAAAAUGGGGCUGCAGAUCAAGACGCCCGACGGCUCCAUGGCCACGGCGCGCCAGCUGCGCGCCGCCACGCAGCCGCCCGGCGCGCCCUACGCGCUGCCCGCGCACCGCGCGCUGCACCAGGUGCAGAAGCGCAAGCUGCUGUGGGGCCGCAAGGGCGGCGACGCGGCGGAGGCGGAGGCGGCCAAGUGGAGCGGCGCCCGCUUCGCGCAGGACGCGGACGGCAAGCAGGUGUCCAAGUUCAUGCGCCUCAUGGGCAUCAAGGACCCGGCGGCGGUGCGCGCGGAGGCGGCGGAGGACCCCAACAAGAAGCAGGAGGAGCUGUUCCAGGCCAUGCAGGCGCAGUACGAGGUGGCGCGCGCCGCCACGCACACCAUGCGCGGCGUGGGGCUCGGCUUCCAGCGCGCCAACCUCUAGACCACUCCGGCAGUGGAUAUUGUGGAAAUUAAGCUUACUAUGCUGUUAUUUCAAAUUUCUUCAAACCUUAUACUCCACACUCGCCAAAUGUGUCGCCUUUAAUAUAUUUCUUACCCCCACCUUGUCUAGUUGAUAAAUUUAUUUCUUCAUUUAGUAAUUCGAACCUCUUCGUCUCGUGUUUAACAAAUUCCAAUUGUUCCCCCUAAUCGAAUCUCAAUCCUUUCUCGCAAGUAUGUAAUAGAUGUAAGUCUGUAGUCUAAAAGAUGUUUUUCAAAAUGAGAUUUUUUUCAGGGGUUAUGAUUGAAGGCUGCCAGAUGCUUUUUGUAACGCGUUUCAAAUUUACGUCCGGUUAAACCGACUAAUGAGGCGUGGCGUUCAGAACAUUAGAGUUUAUAUAGCCCUGAUCUCUGCUUAUUGUUCAAUCAAUAUGCUUUUCGCGGAGUAUUAUAGCAAAUUAAGCUUAACUUUCAUAAUAUAUCAUGGAAUUAUUAGAAUCCAAAACAUGUCUUCGCAAUUGUUUGUACACUGUUGUAUGAUUCAUAGUUAUAUUGUGUUAAUUCCCGUGGUUUAUUUGCAAAUCGAAGCUAUUGACGAUUUCUAACUCCCUAGUUUAGAAGCUUAACUAAUGGGGGUAUUUUUCUUUGUCACCAUUAAACCCACCUUUGGGUGGAUUGUGGACUAAUUUAUAACUUGCCAAAGCGAGUAAGUAGCAUUUGGCUCGAGUAAGUGAGUACGGUCGAAUGUGCCAUGUCCAUGAACUGUGUGCUUACCUAAUUGUUGUGAUGGUAAGUUUAUGUUAUUGCAUCUAUUUUUAUAAAUAUUAAAAAUAAUAUUGUCGACGAAAAAGUGUGAUAUAGGAAUUCGAAUUUUAUAUUUAUUACUGAAAUAUAUUGAUCGCUGCACAUUUAAUGUAGGUUGUAAAUAAUGUUUGUGUUCUCUGCCGUAUUGAGUUCUUGUAUUCUCUUGUCAUUAAUCUAAAAUAGAAAUCAGUGAGAUGUUAUUACCCCCUCUAGCACUGCUAGAAUGGGCAGGAGACAAUAUACAUAUCCCUGGGGAAAGAAUAACAAUUUAUCUUCUUCCACAGCUUUAUCAACUCUCACAGCUCUGGCACACAAGUGGAAAUAAUAUAUGUGUAAUAAUAAACGGGGGUAAAGUUCUCCUAUUCCAUGUUCCCGUGCGUUAGCAGGUGGACACGUCAAUUAUAUCCCCUGUCAGGGGACAUUUUUCUGUCUGUGCUACCCUGUGCUGCCCUGCUGUGAGCGCUGUGGUGGAUUGCAGGUCUCCAUCCUUAAGCCGAGAUGACUGAUUUAUUAUUAUUAAUUGGCGUAUGCGAUAUAGUUUAUCGUUCUUCAAUUACGCAUUUAUAUAGAUAUAUGUAUACUUAUGUCUUUUAUUCUUAGUAUAAGGUGGGGCCGCUUUUUUUAGCUGUAGUGGCUGGUCCAUCUCCGCGGGGGUAGUAACUUCUCAUUUCAAUCAAUCUUAACCGUAGUUUUGUUAGUAAAACUAUGUUAGAAGUUUCGAAAAAAAUGUUCAUCUAUGCUUUGUGUGAUAUAAGAUAUAUUAGGUUUAUGGAUAUAGCUGAUGAAUAGCGUUCUUAAGAGUCAUAAAAGUAGUGACCGUUGCCGUAUAGUGGUUGCUUUGUUAUUGUCCUAUACUUAAUAAGUUUACUCCAAAAGUAUGAUUCAUUUUUCUUAAUUAGCAACGAUCACUACUUUUGCAUUGUAAAAAAUAAAAUAAAUGAUAUCUAUAAUAAUUAAA